UCAUAUUGUUAUUUAUAUGUUGAUGAUUGGAAUGAGAAACUGAAAACAGGGUUGUUAAUUUGGGGUCUGUCUUUAUUCAGUAUUUUUCAUAUGUUGUGGUUAAAGUCCGUUCUCCCGUUAAUACAAUGGGAUUUUGUUUGUUUUAUUACAGUAUUGAACUAGUGAGUCUUGCUCAAUGAUUCGACUAUUGGCUAAAGUGAAAAUGUUCCAGGCAGCCUUGGCCAACCGUAGUCCGAUCAAAAGGCGAUGUGCCACAUGGCAGGCCGCAGGAAACACAGAAAUAAGGAGGAGCCCACGCCACGGUUUUCACUGGAUGCUCCAAAAUCCCAGUCGCAAUUUCCCAAACUAAAAGAAUAGCAGAAGUCCUCUGAACCACCAAAAGCUAAAGUUCGAAAGCUGAAAACAACAGCUCUAAUCUAGUUGUAAAACUUUUAAAAUUUAGGGUUACAAAAUUCUAACAGAAUCUAAUAUGGCGGUUAUUAGGACAAGCGCUAACAUGAUCCUCAAAGAAAUCCUCCAUCAUUCACCGCUAUCUUCCAUUUCCUUAUCAUCUUCGGCUCGUGCGGUUCUGGCCGGUUCCUGUGGGACCAUCCGAGUGACCCCCAGCCGAGGAAUCAGUUUUAGCCGGAUUCGCUGCGCCGCGUCCGACGCCGGUGCCGAGAGAAAAGUCUCUGCUCGCCUCUCGCAAGUGCAACAGCUCCUGCAGGAAGCGGAAGAGCGAGCCAGCUCCGCCGGGAAUGAGCCCACCCCUCAAAUCACUCUGGAUCAUGUUACUGUGAGUUUUGCAAGAAGUGGUGGCCCUGGAGGUCAAAAUGUAAACAAAGUUAACACCAAGGUGGACAUGCGCUUCAAUGUAAAAAACGCAUAUUGGCUGAGUGACAGGAUCAGAGAGAGGAUUAUGCAACUGGAAAAAAAUCGGAUAAACAAGGAUGGUGAAAUUGUGAUUUCUUCAACAAAGACUAGGACACAGAAGGGUAACAUUGAUGAUGCUCUGGCAAAACUACAGGCAAUCAUUGAUGCUGCUGCUUAUGUGCCACCACCCCCAUCAGAAGAGCAAAAGAAGAAAAUUGCAAAGAUGGCUGCAAUUGGGGAGCAAAAACGCCUUAAAAGCAAGAAAGCCCUUUCAGACAAGAAAGAAUUUAGGAGAAGUCGGGACAGUUGGGACUAAAUUAUGGUGUCAUAACACAUUAGGUUUAUAGCGUCUGAGGAUCAUCAAAUCAGUAAGGCAGUAGACAGCUGGUAGGGAGCUUAAAGGAGUGUUUUGUCCAUAUUUCUUGUCAAAGUUUUUUAUGGCUGGGAAGAAAAACUACUCUCUCCUGAUGUAAAAUAACCAUUUGAUCCAUUAUAUUUAUAGGCUGCUAAGGCACAUCAUUCACCAGAAUCUUGUUACGUGUUUCAUGUUUGUCACACCUAAUCGUACGCGGAGGAUUUAUUGUUGCGGUCUGUAGGGUUUUCGCGAGUAAUUUUGUUCAAGCGGCUCUGAAAUUGCAAUUACUUAAAAGGUCUGAACCUGCAUGCUUAUUUUUUUCUUGGAUGAUCCGCCGCAGGCUGGUUCAUGGAUGAAACAGGGUUCAGAUUCUUGAAUUCUCACAAGGGAGUAACUUCUAACGAGCAUAUAUCACUU
Messenger RNA from Theobroma umbraticum, 1624 nucleotides. Its product is annotated as Class I peptide chain release factor. Lineage: Eukaryota; Viridiplantae; Streptophyta; Magnoliopsida; Malvales; Malvaceae. Gene Ontology annotation, molecular function: translation release factor activity. The record is from RefSeq and is a predicted model, not a curated record. Gene Ontology annotation, biological process: translational termination.